This is a messenger RNA of Trypanosoma conorhini, 1842 nucleotides long. Its product is annotated as putative tubulin-tyrosine ligase. The transcript has a single exon. Gene Ontology annotation, cellular component: cilium. Gene Ontology annotation, biological process: protein polyglutamylation; microtubule cytoskeleton organization. The record is from RefSeq and is a predicted model, not a curated record. Gene Ontology annotation, molecular function: tubulin-glutamic acid ligase activity; tubulin binding. The coding region runs from base 1 to 1842 and encodes 613 amino acids. NCBI's taxonomy places the organism in Eukaryota, Euglenozoa, Kinetoplastea, Trypanosomatida, Trypanosomatidae.
AUGCAGAAGGCUGAGGAGGAGGAGCGCGAGGGCGGGCGGCGGUGGAUGACGGAAGCGCAGCGGCGGCGAAACGGGCGCCUGGCACACGGCGCGGUGCACCUCGCCGCCCCUCCCGUGCGGCACUACGACGAGGGCAACGGAAGUGUGUGGCGAACGACGACCAAAGUUCACACCGUCGUGCGAAGCGCGGCGGCCGACGCGUGCAUCACGCUCUGUCUGAGUCCGUUUCGCAGGCGGCAGCCGACCAUUGCGUUUCUGCCGCUCGACCGCCCGUGGGACGGCGACCCCCACAGCGGCGACACCGCCGCGUACGUUGAGCCGCCUCCGCUUGCCUGGCUGCCACCGCCGCACACGGGGGCGCAAACGGAGGUGCAGCGCGGAGGGGCGUACGCUGUGUUGGGCUUCACGAUGUCCGACAACGCGGUGCACUUUUCAAGUGUCAUGUGUGCGUUGGAGCGGGCCGGGUUUACGGAGGAGGUGAGUCUCCUGUCGACGUCGUGGUCCCUGAAGUGGUGCAAGCGCCCGGUGCGAAGCGACUUUGCGCGGCUGCUGCCGUUUCAGCGGGUCAACCACUUCCCCGGAACCUGGCGCAUCGGGAAGAAGGAUGAGCUGCACAAGCACCUCGUGGCUGCCCGGGGGCGCUGGUGUGACGAAAAGGGCGGGGGCUCCUUUGGGGACUUUUUCCCCGAAGGCUGGGUGCUGCCGGAGGAGCAGGAGGCCCUGACUCGGGUGCUGCGCUCAGGCAAGGAGCGCGGUCAGCUAUUUAUCGUUAAGCCCACAACCAGCGCCUGUGGACGCGGCAUUUAUCUCGUGAGGGGCAAUGAGCGCGCGCAGCCGCCAUCGCCGCUGCGUCAGCCGGACGGCUGCGGUGAGAGUGACACGCGUUCUCGACGGCUGCUUGUGCAGCGCUACGUCGCCGACCCACUGCUUGUGGAGGGCUAUAAGUUUGACCUGCGACUCUACGUGGUGGCGACCUCCUACGCCCCACUUCGGGCAUAUUUGUACGAAGAGGGGCUCGUGCGGUUUGCCACGUCGCCGUACCCCACGGCGGAGGCCGCGGACGCACCCCCCAGCGCCUCCCUCACCGCACACCUCACAAACUUUACCAUCAACAAGAAAUCCGAGGACUUUGUGCCGCCCGACGAGCCCGCUGCCAAGGAGGGCGGGAUGAGUGCCUCCAAGUGGACGCUCGCGGCGCUACAGAGGCACUUUUGCACGCGUGGUUUGGACUGGAACGCAACGAUGGCGCACGUGCAAGACCUUCUUGUGAAGACGCUGCUUGCGGUGGAACCGCACGUCAUAUUAGAGCAAGAGGCUAUCAGUGACACGGUGGGUGCCGGCUGCUUCGAAGUGUACGGGGUGGAUGUGCUGCUGCGACGCCCGCAUUCUUCGCACAACCCCGUGCCGAUGCCUGUGUUGAUGGAAGUAAACAUUAUGCCCUCCCUCAGUACGCACUACUCCUUGUUGGAUCAAUGCAUCAAGGGGAACUUUGUUGCGGACACGCUGACACUUGUUGGCCUCACCGCCGCGCGGGGGACGAAGCGGCGGGAAAACGCCGUCUUGACGCUUUCGCAAAUGCGGGAAGAGGAUAGGCUUACGUUUUCCUACGGGCAUCCAUUUCUUGAUGCCCUGACGGAUGCGACGGAGCUCGAGACGUGUCUGAUUGCGGAGGAGGAGUUUGUGCGGCGCAUGCACUUCCAACGACUCUGUCCAACCCCGUACUCCUACGCGCGGUAUCGCUCAUUGUUCACCCCGAGUACAAGCGGCUCCGCUCAUCGUUCGCUGAAUGAGGUGCUGAGUUUAUGGGAACAGGCGAAGUUGGAGGAUCCACCAGCGUACUAG